Molecule: messenger RNA, 8499 nt
Organism: Phyllopteryx taeniolatus (common seadragon)
Lineage: Eukaryota; Metazoa; Chordata; Actinopteri; Syngnathiformes; Syngnathidae
Gene: znf646
Product: zinc finger protein 646
Exons: 4
Coding region: 597-4748 (1383 amino acids)
Biological process (GO): regulation of transcription by RNA polymerase II
Cellular component (GO): nucleus
Molecular function (GO): RNA polymerase II transcription regulatory region sequence-specific DNA binding; DNA-binding transcription factor activity, RNA polymerase II-specific
Source: RefSeq, a predicted model, not a curated record
CUUUCCACUAUGUCCAUGACUUUUGAUUCCAAAUUAGAUUUGAUGUUAAAACUAUACAGUAUAUAUUAACAGUGAAAUGCAGCGGCAAUUGUUUAUAUGUAAUAAUAACAUUAAGUCAUGAUACAUUUAUAUGCUUUUCACCGUCACUCCGGCCCGCGAUGAAAAUGAGUUUGACACCCCUGGUAGAGGAGCCAAGAACUGUCAUUAUUUUGUUUUGUUUUUGAAAGUGGUCCAUGAAGUGUCCCUCGGCGGGGAAGUCUUUAGCAGCUGCACAUUUCCUGUUCCCUAGCAACAAGAACAGAGAGUGUGGAACUGGGGAUGGAAGAAGAAUAAGACCAUUGGAAGAAGAGAGUGCCUUUGUGAAAUCGAUACAUUUCAAAAUAAGAUAUUUAAUUAGGUAAUGAUUAGUCAUAUAAUCCCUGACGUGUGCCGAGUCGCUAUUGAAGAUUGAAUUCAUCAUCUUCUCUAUGACCUUUCCGGACACCCUUUGGACUUAAACAACAGUUCUCCAUUUUGUAUGGACAAGAAAGGCAUCUAAUGUAUUACCCUCCUGCAUACACUUUACAUCUGGUGCGCUUGUUUCGGUCUUCGUCGUCAUGGCUGCACAUGACCCCGCACGGGCCGCAGGUUUCCCGUGCAAACAGUGCGGGCUGACGUCUCCUAACAUGGCCAUGCUAGUCGAGCACAUGGGCGCACACCUGGAGCAAGAGGAGGAGCGCAAAUUCAAAUGUGACGAAUGCGGACGUGGGUACAGACACGCCGGCAGCCUCGCCAACCACAAAAAGGCUCACGACGUCGGGUCCUUCGAGUGCUACGUGUGCGGCAAAGAGAACUCGAACGCUUUGGCCUUGAAAAGUCACAUGCGGAGUCACACGGCUCACAAAAAGUACUCCUGUUCGCAAUGUGGGAAGGCUUUCCGUCUGGCAACACAACUUGCCACACAUGAACGGGUUCACCGCAGCUCGCAAGUAAAAGAGCAGGAAGACGUGGAGUUCGAAGACCCGUGUGAGAUUGUUAUCAAUCAUCGGAACAAGCAGUCGACUGUCGGGAUUCAAAUGGAAAACGGCCCCGUUGACGACCAGAUGGAGGUUUAUCAUCGGCAGUCUGACGACGCCACCGGCCGACCUUUCAAAUGCGACCUGUGCGACAAGACGUACAUUCACCUCAGAAGUUUGAGCAACCACAAGAAGACUCAUCAGGUGGGAAUGUUUGAGUGCACCGUGUGUUUCAAACUCUUCAACAACAUGGCGGCGCUCUACAGCCACCAGAGGACCCACAAGGUCAGAAGCAGCGGGGGAGGCGGCAGGGGAGACGGAAGCUCAGCGUCCGGCUUCUAUUCCAACUCCACGCAGGAGCAGUUUUCCCCUCCGAGUCCUGACGCUCCCGUCAACUUCUGCCAUUUGUGUCAGGUUGUGUUCCCAAGUGAUGAGGAGUUCCAGGAGCACAUCCAAAUGCAUAACUCUUCAUCUGCACCCUUUGGGCUGCAAGACGACACAGCAGAGAGCCACAGUAUGACAUAUGACAACGUUACCUCACAUAAGUCCAACUUUUAUACAGCUCAUAUAAAUAAUAAUCCUUCUUUGCCAUCAGUUGAAAAUACUCACGGUUUUAAUCAGCUUCAUGGAAUGAUUAGCAGUAAUGGUCACGUGUAUUCAAACUGCUCCGAUAGUCAAACAUCAGCUUCCAACUGCUCUCAGGGAGAACCCCCACUCAUAGACGCAAGCAUCGUCCAUCCCGCCCUGAACGCAUCGGAAAUCGACGACCCUUCCAUCGCAGAUUCCGACGAGCGUCCCUUCAGGUGUCAGAUUUGUGGCAAGAGCUACCGCCACUCCGGUAGCCUCAUCAACCACAAGCGCUCGCAUCAGGUGGGGAUUUACCAGUGCUCCAUCUGCAGAAAGAAGUAUCCUCACUUGGCUGCGCUCAAGAGUCACCUUCGCCUUCACAAGGGUCACAAAUCCUCCCUCAGCCCCAACGGGGAGGGAGACUGGCUCUCCCCCGAGACUUUCUCUCUAAUCAACCAGCGGAACCUCUUCUCGUCGCGAGAGGAACAGGAUGAUGGCACCCGGCUUGCGCUUGGCACGGAUCAGCAAAAUGGCGGCGUGUACCACGCCCAUCAGGAUGUGGCGCCAGACGCGAGCGCGCGGCUACCUCACGCCGAGCGCUCGAUGCAGCGGCACAUGUGCGCCGACUGCGGUGAGACUUUUGCUGACAUCGCUGGGAUCAUAGCGCACACUUGCCCCCUGCUGCAACAGCAGCAACACACGAGCGAGGACCGCGACGCCAGCGGGAACUUCCCUGGCACUGUCGCGCAGUUUCACGGACUGAAUGAUGCGAAUCCUCAGCGUUACUUCGAGCAGAACUUGCAAGAAAAUAUCAGUAGCGACCAGCUGAACGGCAACGGCGAAGAAGACGACGGCGAUCUUUAUCAGUGUUCCAUUUGUGGAAACAGCUACAGCAGCAUGCGGGCCCUCCGCAGCCAUCUCCGAGGACACACGCAGUCCCAGUGCGCCGCCGCCAGCUCGGGACCCUCGUCCAUGUCCUCUCAGGAGGAGGCCAAAGAUGACGAGGCGGGCGAGAUGAUGAUCUGUAGUACAUGCGGCGAAAGCUUCGCCAGCAGGCAGGACUUGGCCGCCCAUCAGCUCGUGCACGUCAAGCACCAAGACGAGGACGGCGUCGGCGAGAGUGAGCUGCCAGGAGGCGAGGAGGGAGCGCAGAGUACCAUAUGCGGUCGCUGUGGAAUUUUUUGCACCAGCUACCAUCAUCUGGAGAGCCACGAGUGCACAGCAGAGAAGAAAGAAGAUGAGGAAGCGGAAGUACAAGCAAAGAACUGGGAGCAUGAAGAUCGGCGCGAACUCCGAGUCAACUUCGACGACCGUCAACACAGAUGUGAUCAGUGCGGCCGCUCGUACAGACACUCCGGCUCCCUCCUCAACCACAAGAAGUCCCACAAAACAGGAGUGUUCAAGUGCAGCGUGUGCCAGAAACGCUUUUACAACCUGUUGGCUCUGAAAAACCACCAGAGGUCUCACUUUGACAUUAAGAGGCAUACUUGCCACGAGUGCGGCAAAGCCUUCAAAAUGCAGAAGCAGCUUUUGAUCCACCUCAGGAGGCACAGGGAGAACCGAGCCAAGAUCCAAGAACUGAACGACCAGAUCCAGGCCCUCAUGCAGAUGAACAAGUCCGACGCCGAAGAUGCCAGAGAAGGGCGGGGGGGGACGACACGCGAGGCUGCGGUCAAAUCAGAAGACACAGGUGACAGGCGACCCUUUGCGUGUGAGCAGUGUGGUCGCACGUAUCGCCACGCCGGUAGUCUGGUUAACCACAAAAAGUCCCACAAAACGGGCCUGUAUUACUGUUCUGUUUGCAACAAAGCUUACUCCAAUCAGCUGGCCGUGAAGAACCACUUACGCACUCACUUCGGUAGUCAAAAGCAUUCUUGCCAAAAGUGCGGAAAAGGCUUCCGAGGAAAACGGCAGCUGUCGGCGCACAUCUGUGCGGACUCCCGGAAGGGCGGCAGGCGGAGCCUGAGGUCUCGAGCUUCAAAGUGCAAACAGUGUAAACAGACGUUUCCUUCCGCCGACCAGCUGGCGGUCCACGCCUGCUCCGGCUCCUCGGGAGCCGCGGCGAGCGGCAAAGAGGCGCGGAUGUUCUCCUGCAACAUUUGCCACCGCAGCUACCGCCACGCCGGCAGCCUCCUGAACCACAAGAACACGCACAAGACGGGACACUUCACCUGCACGUUCUGCACCAAGCACUUCACCAACCCCAUGGCGCUGCGCAACCACACGCGCAUCCACACGCAGAAGAAGAAGUACGCCUGCCUCACGUGCGGGAAGGCCUUCCGCCUCGCCAGCAUCCUGCACAACCACCAGAAGGUCCACAGCCGCGCCGACGGGCACUUCAGCUGUUCGGCGUGUGGGAAGAGCUUCCAGGGGAGGUCCGGACUCAAGAGGCACCGCUGCCGGAGAGGUCAGGGAGAGGUCGGGACGCAGCCGGGAGAGAGCCAGGACAAGUGCUUCACGUGCGACCUUUGCGGGCGCUCGUACCGCCACGCAGGAUCCCUCCUCAACCACAAGAAGACGCACUCAGAAAACCUCCACCACUGCAGUCUUUGUCUGCAGACCUUCCCGGACCCCCUCACGCUCCAGAUCCACUCCCAGAUGAGGCGCCAUUGCUGCCCGGAUUGCGGUAAGACUUUCUGUCUCGUCGCGCACCUGCAGAGCCACAUGGAGGCGCACUCCAAGGAGCGCUCCAAGGACCCCUUCGCCCACGCCAAUGACCUUAGCUGGACCGAACCUUUGUCCCAUCUUGCCGAGAGCGCGAGCGACCAGGCGGAGAAGAGCCACGUGUGCGAGCACUGCGGGCGCACCUACCGCCACGCCGGCUCCCUACUCAACCACAAGAACAGCCACAAGACUGGCUCCUUCUCUUGCGCCGCCUGCCACAAGCAGUUCUCCAACCUGAUGGCCCUCAAGAACCACCGCCGCAUCCACACGGAGCCCAAGCGCUACCAGUGCCUGGAGUGCGGCAAGGCCUUCCGCGUGUCCACGCAGCUCAUAUGCCACCGGAGAAUCCACAGCAAAGAGAAGCCCUUCGCCUGCGUGCUGUGCGACAAAAGCUUUUCCAGCAAGUCCAACCUGAGGCACCACGAGAAGUUGCACCAGAACCACCACGCUUACGACAACUCCUCCUCUUUUAGUUUGGAUGCGAACAACUUCAUGGGCUUGGACAUGGGCUCUUUCCUUUAGAGUUUCGUAACUCCGACUGUCUCUUUUCCACAACUUGCGAAUGUUGUCCGCAAGUCACACGCAUCUCCUCGCCUUCCUGAAGGACAAACAACCAAAGUGAUCCGUAAAGCGCAGCCCGCUUUCCCUGCACCUGUCCGGCGCCGGUGUCAGGAAACAUCAAAUGCGUAUAUACACGACUCGCUAAAACUUGGGCUUAAUUUGACUGUUGUUUGAAAUGUUAGCAUGGACCAAAAAUGCAAUAUAACCUUUUCUGGUGAACUUAAGUUCACCUUCUCUAAACCUUUGAAUGUGCAACUGUUCAGUGUUUCAGUACAUUGCACAACAUGCCGUUGUCUAGCUAACAAUUAGCUGAACGAUGUUUGAUCUGUGAAAUCUUCCAAGAACGUUGCCUUUCUGUGACACUUCCAGUCUCUCUGUCGCUCCCUGCUGAUGAUCCUCAAUCAGAAGCCGUUGGCGAUGAAGGCCCUUUUCAUUGACUUGUGCAUUUCGCAGACAGAGACUCUUUACGCUCUGCUUUUUCAACUUGGAUCUUGCUUAGUACCCGGAAAUGUAGUUUUUUGUUGUGAAAGACCACCAUUUUUGAUUGGCCCGUACGUGGACCAUACACUCUUCAGCCCCCUUGUUAGAGAACAAUCAUUGAAACAUAGAACAGUUAAAUGUGUGAAUUCAAGUAUAGAGAAGGUCAAACAUAAGUUCACCCGGAAAGGUUCGAGAGCAUUUUAGGUUCAUCCUGAAAUUUCACCCGUAAGCGAGCCUAAUAUCCUUAACUUUUUGGGAGUCGUGUAUGUUUGAAGGACUGCUCACGUCACAAACCUCGUUAAUAAAACGUCAAAUACCUCAACUAGUUGGUGUGAAGCUCACUCAAAGUGAUGGACUGAAAUCUAGUAAAUAGCUGUUCAACUACUAAUAAAAUAAUUACAAUUGAAAUCCUUGGUAAGUGACAUAGUAUGCUAAAAGCAAAAUAUGUUCUUGGAUGUUUGACUAGGGGAACUUUUUGUGAAUGUAAAAAAAAAAAAAAAAAAGUUUUGUGUAGCCUUUAAGAACCUUUAUGUCAGGAAAUCAACACAAACAAAGACUGGUUUAAAAUGGUACCUGUCACAAAAUGGUUUACUGCCAUAAGCUUGGGAUGGCUAAUAUAUAUAUAUAUAUAUAUAUAUACUUUUUUGUCAGGCUUCAAUUUCAAUUCAAGAUCAUUUUUUUUUUAGGACUACACACUAAUAACCUAGGUAGCGAUGCACAGUUUUUCAAAUAUACAUUAGGGCCGGGUGAAAGUCUUUUUCACCAAAUUCAGAUUUCCAAUUUUAGCUAUUUUUUCCCCCCCCCCACGCCUCUUAACAGAAAAGUGAAUGACUUGCAUUCAAAACACAUUUUGCCUUUUUGUUUGUUUGUUUGUUUUGCUUUGUCACUAACGCCUUUUUUGAAAAAUAAUAGCCAGGGGGGUCUAAACAAUCACCAAACAGGGAAGAAAAAAAACCAAGAUGAAUCGCCCAGCGGUAAUAUAUAUUUAAAAUUACAUUUGAGAAGCUGUUGACACUGUCAGUCAAAUGUCAAUACUUCAAAAGUAGGCUGUAAUAGCGACUGUCAAUCAUACAUUAACAGUGGCUAUACAAUGUGAACACCCACGGUCGAAUAACUUCCCAAAAUAUGAAGUCUCUUGACUCGCAUCUAUUUUGACUCUCUUUUGGCUUGACUCGUCUUUCUUGCAGAAGGGCUCUAACUGCGUCAUUAUGAGAAGUUGGGCCGGGCUGUUCCAUAAGCCGAUAUCCUACCAGGGGUGUGUUCACUUUCCAUAUCAGGGGUGGGCAAAGUACGACCUGCGGGCCCACAUGCAGCCCGUUCCAUUCUUAAAUGUGUUCCAAAUGUUUUAUUUUCCAUAAAAUUGCUGAAUGAAAAUGUAUUUAUUCUUUUUAAAUUCAGAUAUUAAAUGUCAUUGAUUUUUUUAUUUUUUUUUUGUAAAUAAAGUUUUUGUAAAAUUCAAAACAAUACAUAUACUUUUUUAUUUGGUUAGUCAUCUUUUUACCUAAUCUUCGAAUGACCUGGCCCAUCUGUCUCUCUCAAAAAAAAACAACAACAAAAAAGUCACGUACAAAAAGUUUGCCCCACCCCUGUUUUAUACGCACUGUGGUAUUAUGAUUUUAUCCCAUGAGUAUGAUCGAUGUUCGCUUUUCCAAUCGUAAUUGAAACGCAUGCAGCCCACAUAUUCACAUUCAUACUUUCAGGGCCGCUGUAGAGAAAUCUCACCUGUUCGCGCGCUUAAGUGUCUUUUUGUCUCGUGCCUCGGCCGCACGUUUCUUAUCAUUUUUUUCUUUGCCUUAUUCCCACAUCGUCCGCGCUGGUCACACAAGUUUGAAAUACCUCGUCCAAAUCUCUCGUAGAGGAGGGACACUGUUAACGUAACGAGCGUGAUCGCUUUCAUUUGGACAAAGAGGCUGGCGAGCGCUACUUUGCCGCAUUGAUUGUAUUUGCACAUGCGGACGAUGAAAUAAAUGGCAAACGACUUUUGAGUUCCCAAUUGAAGCGGAAGGUUCAACAUGUGCUUUGUGUGCUCACUAGCAAGGAAUAGUUUGGGCAUACUGGAAAGGGAUACAAAAUAUUAUAUGGCAUUUAUUAUUUGAGAGGAAGAGCAUUGCGGCUUUUCUCAUUUUAUGACUAAAAACGCUUUUGUCUGAAAAUGUUUAUUUUGUCCUCUAAUACAACUUGUUUCCUAAUAUAUGCCCCCCCCCCCAAAAAAAAAAAAAAAAGAAACUGCUAGUUUUUAUACUUCUAACACCGCAACUUUUUUCUUGUAAUAUUCAUCUUUUUCCCUCAUAAAUUGAUGGCUUAAUUUAUUUGUAAUAAUUUUUUUGAGUUUUCUCUUCUGCCUCCCCCGCCUUCCCCACACGUCGCAUAAAAUGGUAACUUCCAUUUUUUCCGAUUUCUUUUACUUGAUUUUUUUCUUGUUCAAAUGAUGUCGUGAUUCUAUUCCCCUUUAAAAUGACAACUUUAUCCCAAAAUCUUCAAGGAAUAUUUCUCCUUUUUGCCCCCUGAAAAAUGAACAGCUUUGAUUCUCUCUCACCCCCCCUGUAAAAUUCAGACUUUACUCUUUAAGUACUGCCACUUUUUCAUCAUAAUAUUUGUCUUUUUUCUUUAUAUCAAAACUUUAUCAUAAUGCUACAAAUGAUCUGUUUCUCGUAGUACUACGACUUUGUCCCCCAAAAUACAAUUGAUUCUCUCUCUUGAGUGUGAUCCCGUUUAUUAUUCUUCCAUUGUACCAAACUGAACAGGUGUUGCAGACUGUUUAUGCCAUUUUUAAAAAAGUUUUUGUUGCUAUUAUUUAUAUGUUAAUAGUGUUACGUAACGUACUGUAACGUAGUUUUAUUUGCCAUUGUAGCCUACAUGCAAAGCAGCAAAUGCACAUUCAAACUAAUAUUUAGUUGUUGUUUUUUUAUAUGAACGUUUAUAUGAACGUUUCGUCCCCUGUUGCACUUCCGCACCCCCCCCCCCCCCCCCCCCCCCUCAACAUUGUAACUAAUCAAGUAUCCACUGGAGUUUUGUACAGUUGGUUUUUUUUUUUUCUUCUUCUGUAGGAGAAAUUAGAAGUGCUAGAUUAGUUAUUGUGUAAUACAAUGAGAAAUAAACACCUCAUGUAAUGGAUUUCAAGUGCUCUGCGCAGUAUUUAACUCAUAUUUAUAUAACUAUUUUGUCACAGAAGUGUAGAUUUCUACUUCUUUGUGAGAGGUUCAUUUAGGAUAUAAAAAGAUUUGGAAAUGAA